Salarias fasciatus (jewelled blenny) is the source of this 485-nucleotide messenger RNA. RefSeq names its product ribosomal protein L35a (gene rpl35a). The record is from RefSeq and is a predicted model, not a curated record. Gene Ontology annotation, biological process: translation. The transcript is spliced from 5 exons. Gene Ontology annotation, molecular function: structural constituent of ribosome. NCBI's taxonomy places the organism in Eukaryota, Metazoa, Chordata, Actinopteri, Blenniiformes, Blenniidae. Gene Ontology annotation, cellular component: ribosome. The coding region runs from base 88 to 420 and encodes 110 amino acids.
ACUAAUUUCCCAGCAUGCCUCGGUGAGGUCCUUUCCCUCCAUGUUCAAGCGCUUAUAGCAGGUCAGCUCACCUGAACAAGACUCACCAUGCCUGGAAGACUGUGGAGUAAGGCCAUCUUCACCGGGUACAAGCGCGGCCUGAGGAACCAGCGCGAGCACACGGCGCUGCUGAAGCUGGAAGGCUGCUACAGCCGCGACGAGGUGGACUUCUACCUCGGCAAGCGCUGCGCCUACGUCUACAAAGCCAAGAGGAACACCGUGACGCCCGGCGGCAAACCCAACAAGACCCGGGUGAUCUGGGGCAAGGUGACCCGCGCGCACGGGAACAGCGGGAUGGUCCGCGCCAAGUUCAGCAGCAACCUGCCCGCCAAGGCCAUCGGACACCGCAUCAGGGUGAUGCUGUAUCCCUCCCGGGUGUGACGACAACGAGGAGGAAGAUGGCCGCCAGCUGUUUGUACAAAUCAAUAAAAACAUCACAAACAAAA